AAGCUUACUUUGCCAAAAUAUUUGUAAUUGUGGAUUUGUUAAACUGAAUUGCUGCAGGUCAUGCGAUGGGAUUAGUUUUUUGUAAUAGAAUGGAGAGUGCAGGCAGUGCUGUGCUCAAUACUCUCUGGGCUAGAAGAAAUUGGCGACCGCAGAAAAUCUUGCUAAACGUCGCUUUCAACUUCCUGCAGUGUUGCUGGAUUACAGAAGGCAAGAAUUUGUUCCAGAUGACUUUUUAUUGUGAUUAAGUGUGUUUGACAGCCGGGGUGUGAAGGGAGACCAAGAAGAGACUGUGAGAGAGCAGCUCCUGGGUCUGCUAUCGGUGUAGUCUGGGGCUUGAGCUUGAUUGAAUUAAGGUGGAGCAAGGUGAGCUUCAUGGAAGAUACUCCUCAACCUCUGCUUGUGGUGGAGGAAGGAGAGUUUAACAAAGUUGGGAAACUGUUAAGUUAUGCAGAUAGAAGCUGAAAUAGGCACCCAAGUACCUGCUAAUCAGUUCUGGGACUGCUCCUUUCAGAUUUACCCAGGAGCAUUUCCUUUCUAACCUAAUGGAACUGACUUUUGCCUGUUACACAUGGAAAAUUUUAAUCAAAACAAAUUAGGUGAGAAGAGCUUAAAGUGCUGUGGUUUGGAAUGCUCAUUUGGUGCUUUUGUGGCUCUGUUGAGGUCUUUCAGUAUUAAGGAGCAAUGCUCUGAGUUCAUAAAUACUAAGUAUGUGGGAAAAGUGUGCUGCUUUGCCGACAGGUGAAUUGGCUGCCUGCAGCCGUGGUGCCUUUUACUGGCUUUAAGAGGAUUGCUAAGAUAUUACUCUCAUAAUUAUUUCAAUCAGAGGUCAGUAAAAUUAACAUCUUCACUGCUUUCUUGUAUUUCUGGCUGCAUGCAAUUUAGUGCCACUGGGUGAAUGUGUUGUUUCUAAUCUGUUAAUUUUCUUGUAACAAUAUUUUUUUCAUUACUUUGUCUGUAAUUUUCAGUACUACUUAGUAACCGGAGAAAAAUGCAACUUCUGAAGCUUAUUUAUUAAUGUUGGUGCUCAUUUUAGUUCUGCAUAUAAGAAAUGUGAGUUUUCUUGUUUGAUUCAUAAUCAGACUUCAUGAAAUGCAUGGGAGGAAAAAUGUCUGUGUUCAAAGUAGAUAUAUGAUUCUCUCCUCAAUGAGCUAUACUGAGGAGAAAGUUGUUAUGCAAGUUUCAAGAGCCACUAUGAGGCCUGAGCAUAAUAAACUUCAAAAUCUCUGUGCACAUUGAGUCUAUAUAAUGGCAUGUUGCAAAAUCCUCAUUCUAAGGUUGUCCCAGAGAGGGAAUUGUCUUUGCUGCUGACCCCCUGGAUCACAGGUAGCUUGCCUUGAACUUCAGCAGCUCAUGCAGGAGCUGAGCCUGGAGCUUGGCUUUGCUGAUGAAGCCAUGGCCAGAUGGAGCCUCUGGGGAGGCAGCGUUUCCGAGCCCUCCCCUCUGCUGAGUAAUUGGCUGCAGGGCUCAGCUGGGGGUGGACCAUGGCUCAGGGCUUGAUUCUAGUGCCCCCAGCUCUUUUCCACCAUUGACCCCACAGCAACAAAUGCCAGAACCCCAAAUACAGGAAGGAAACACCUGGAGCUGUCCUGUUCCAGCCUGAAUGUAAGGAGAGAAGGAGGUGCAUCAUGUGAGUUCCAGGUGUGGUUGUUCUUCAGAAACCUGUGUAUGUAUAGCAGGCUUGAGCUUCUCCAGGAUGAUGGAAGAGGUGUCUAGAACACCUUUGGAGGAUAAGAAAAAGCCCCUACUGGGACUCACGGCAUGCUUUGGAGGGGUGCAGGAGCAGAAUUGAAAUGUCCUCUCUUGUCCUUUCCUCUAAGUUCUGUAAACAGAAUGCCUUCUCUCUACAAGGAGAAAGAGCUUUUAGUUAUGCUAUACAGAAUUCAGGUUUCCUGCAAGGUGAGAUGGUUAGCACUGGGGAAAUUUGUUUCAAAUUCACCUGUCUUGUUCUUUGGAAUAACACAGCUUAAAGAUUCCAGAAGCAGGUCACAAAUUUUGUUAUGCUUCAGUUCAGUACAAGAUGAAAUGCUGCAUCUUUUCUUAAAGUUUCUCAGUCUUAAUGAUUUUGCAUUUACACAGGUGACAUGGAAUGCUACAUAUGCCAUAGAUUUUAAAGCUUUAUCUCUCAGUGCUGUCUGGUGUAAUGUAAGGUCUUGCUACGGCCUUAAACAGGUGAUGCUGUAAUUAAUACCUUUAUUAUGAAGGAAUUACAGGGAGGCGUGUGGAGAAGAAAGGUGGGCAUUCCCUCUUCCUCUCAGGUAUGUGAAACAUCAUGCACUGGGUGAAACUGGUAUAGAAUCUUGUCCAUAUUCCAGGAUUAAUGAGGGUAAAAAAAAAAAAGCUUUUAAAAAUACCAUAAAAUGGGACUAAAACUGGGAAGAAACAAACUUUUAGACUCUCUUGAAUGCUGCAAAAAAAUUUCCUCAGUCUUUUAGCUUCUGUCCUCUUUAUUGCAAAAGAGCACUUGAAAAUGAAAUUAUUCUCCUAUCAUAAUCAGCCAGAUUACAUAGAAUAAAACCAGGAGAGAUCAGGUUUCUUUAUUUCAGGUUUAAGAUGAAUGAGCAGACUGGUAUGAAAUACAUUGAUUGCAUAAGGCUUUAGAAUAAAUUAUUCAGAAAUCACUUGAUAUUUUUGAUAGCAACACUGUGUUUAUAGUGUAUACCAGGCACUCAGGAAAGGAAAACUUCCCUUGAAGAUUUCAGUCUGCCUGCAUGCUGCCCUAAAGUUUUCCUUCAUAUUUUACGCUUAGUUAUUGCUGGGAUCAUGGGCUUAACAUUUAAUCCCUGUUCCAGAGAACCACAGCAGAAUUGAAUAAUAGCAGACAUGAUUCAAACUGCAACUUUAGAAGUUGCCAGCGAUCACACUGUUUGACCAACUAUAGAAACGUGUGCAUGAGGAAGCGGAAUAUACUGUGGGGGUAGAGAUGAAGCAUACCACCACCAUUAGGCAAUCUGCGAGUUUUCCAGUUAUAAUCUGUUGGAUCUAACAGCACGUGUUCCCUGUGUGCCAGCAGUCUGACACUGGUAGCUCUCUUUCAAACCCUUGAGUACUCAGAGCUGCUGUUUUAAGGCAACAUCUGGCAAAUGUGGUAAGAGUUGAAGUAGUGACAGCUUUCUGCUCCAUGUCACACUUCUGCCUUGAUACUAAUAGUUCAACAACAAUGAAACUUGGAAAGGUCUUGAAAGUUUCCCAGUAAUUACGUAUGGUUCUCAAAUACCUCCAGUUACAAUGCCUGACUGCAGAGAGGAAAUUGUUCUUAAUGCUCUACCUGAACUUACCCCAGGUCAACUUCUGGCUGUCGCAUUUUGUCCUGUCACCGUUAACUGGGAGCAGAGGCCGACCUUCAGCUCUGUACAGCCUCCUUUGAGGGAGCUGGACAGAGCUAUAAGGUCUCCCCUGAGCCUUCUCUUCUCCAGACCCAACAAUCCUAGUUCCUUCAGUCGCUGCUCAUAAGGCUGUGCUCCAGACCCCUCACAGCUCUGUUGCCCUUCUCUGGACAUGCUCCAGAGUCUCAUUGCCUUUCUUGUGAUGAGAGGCUCAGCACUGAACACAGUGCUGAAUACAGAGGGAUGGCCACCUCCCUGCUUCUGCUGGCUGCGCAAUUUCUGAUACAAACCAGGAUGCCUUUGGUCCUCUGGGCCACCUGUGCACACUGCUGGCUCAUGUUCAGCUGAGCAUCAACCAGCACCCCCAGGUCCUCUGCCUCCUCACAGCCUUCCAGCUGCUCUGCCACCAGCCUGUAGUGGGGUUGUUGUGGCCAAAGUGCAGGACCUGGCACUUGGUCUUGGUGAAGCUCAUCCUGUUGACCACAGCCCAGUGAUCCAGCCUGUCCAGAUCACUCUGUAGGGCUUUCCUAGCCCCAGGCAGAUUGAUGCUUCCUCCCAGCUUGGUGUAAUCUGCAAACUUCCUGAGGGUGCACUCAGUCCCCUCCUUCAGAUAAUCAAUAAAGGUGUUAAGCAGGAUUGCCCCAGCACUGUCCCCUGGGGAACACCACUCAUGACCAGUUGCCAGCUGGAUAUAUCUCCGUUCACCACCCUUCUCUGAAUGGUAGUGAAAAUAGUACACAGGCAGGAAAAACGAUUUGCUGCUGUUGGGAUGGGGCACUAAGCUAGUUGCACUGACUUCUGUCACAUCAGGGUUUUUCUUAAUUACUUUAUUGCUGCUUUUUCCUUGCAUAAUUGAGGUUUAUUCAACCCUGAGCAUAGCUGUGCCUUGUACUUCACUGUGCCUCCUGUAGGCAUGGAGUAGCGAGCAUCUUCUGCAUGCGUUAAGCUGAAAGAUUGUCCUGUGUGUAUUCGUCACAGUUGGCUGCAGUGUUAAGGUAAACAAAGUCCUGUCCUACUUGUGUCAUGUUCUCUUUGCUCACCCUUUGGAAGAAACGAGAUUGUUGCUGGAAUAGCUUGUUGAAAUGCUUACUGAUACUGCUGGCAAAUCUCUGACAUGGCAUAACCAUGGCUAGAAGAGAAGUCAGAGCCUCCUAGAAUCAUACUUACUCUGCAGCCAUGGCAUAUAUAUUAUUUUCUUAAAUAGUAAGAUGUGAGAGUCAGUGUAACAAAGAAUGUGUUGUCUAUGUCCUCCUAUUUAAAAAUAUAUCGUGUUAAUGUAAACAUGACCACCAGAUUAACAGAUAAACUAGGCUUUCUGGUAGCACCUAUAAAAACUAGUAAACAUGUGUGAGGAAAGUGGUAGAAAUCAAGUAAAGAAUCUGGAAAAUUCUAGUUAGUUAGGGCUGGACUGUCAGUCUUUUGGAAAUGGGGAGAGGAAGAUUUUUGCCUCAGACUAUCUGAAAAAUGUGAGAGUUCAAAUGUAAACAAGUCUGAGAUGCAUGGGCUUUCUGCAUGUAGCCGAUUUCAAGACUUAAAUCAAUCAACAUGCAUUUGAGGCAGAAACACAAAUUGUGAUCUGUAUUAAAAAAAAAAAAAGCACCAGAGAAUACAGAAAAUAUAGAUAUCAGUGUUAUCUCAAGGGAGAGAAUACAGCAAGCUUGGACUCAUCAUCUCAAGGGGUGUUGUAAAGCUGAAAAUAGAUAAAAACACAGAGAAUGUUUAGAGGGUUUGGAAGAAUAGGCAAUUUAACAGAGUGGUAAGUGAGACUACUGAAGUGUGUAGUUUAUAAUGCUGACAAUCAGGGCAGUUGAAAGGUGACAAAUCAGAAGCUGAAGAAUUGGCAGUGUCUCUAUUAUAUGUUAGUGAGCUCCAUAAACUUGAGAAGAAUGAGUGUGUGGAAGAGCAGUGAUAGUGGUAUUUGGUUGCAGACGUCUGUCAGUAUUGGCUCCUAGGGAAAACAUAGCUCAAGUGUCCUGCUCAGCCUUGGAUUGAGAAUGUUGGCUGCUGAGAUUGUUUCUGUAUUUUGCUGUAGUUGGGGCUCCAGUGUAAUGCUUCUGCAGUCUGCAAGAUUUGACCUGCAGCCUGACGUAUUGGCCACAGUACUGUAAUAAUAUAACACCAUUGAAAGAACAUUUCAUUCUUAUAUGAAGGUGAAGUCUUUCAUUUAGGAUGGAUGAGUUAUUAUUUAAAGCUCCCUGUGGAAUAUAACCCAGCUUUUGCUGACUUGUUGGUUCUCAUUGAAACUGUGAAGGUGUGAUGAAGCAGAAGUCGGCUGGGAAUACCAUAACCUAAAGUGUCCCAAAUGAACCAUUGCUGUUUUGCAGAUGAGAAACCUUACUAGGUGAGGUAUAUUUUGGACAGAAGUGAGGAGUCUGCCUGCACGCGAUCAGACGGAAAUCUCUAAUUGUGUGCUGAGAGUUCUGUCUGGUGGAAGUCAUGUCAUCCAUUCUGCCAUUCACUCCACCGGUUGUGAAGAGACUCCUUGGGUGGAAGAAGUCAGCUGGUGGCUCUGCAGGGGCUGGUGGUGGUGAGCAGAAUGGGCAAGAGGAGAAGUGGUGUGAAAAAGCGGUGAAAAGCUUGGUCAAGAAGCUAAAGAAAACAGGACAGCUGGAUGAGCUUGAGAAGGCCAUUACCACUCAGAACUGCAAUACGAAGUGUGUGACUAUACCAAGCACUUGCUCUGAAAUUUGGGGACUGAGUACACCAAACACGAUAGAUCAGUGGGACACAACAGGCCUUUACAGCUUCUCUGAACAAACCAGAUCUCUCGAUGGCCGACUACAGGUGUCGCAUCGUAAAGGACUACCGCAUGUCAUCUACUGUCGCCUGUGGCGCUGGCCGGAUCUUCACAGCCACCAUGAACUUAAAGCAAUUGAAAACUGUGAAUAUGCUUUUAAUCUUAAAAAGGAUGAAGUGUGUGUGAAUCCAUACCACUACCAGAGAGUGGAGACACCAGUCUUGCCUCCUGUACUAGUGCCACGGCACACUGAGAUCCUAACUGAGCUUCCUCCUCUUGAUGACUACACUCAUUCCAUUCCUGAGAACACUAAUUUCCCAGCUGGGAUUGAACCACAAAGCAAUUACAUACCAGAAACACCACCUCCAGGAUAUAUCAGUGAAGAUGGAGAAACGAGUGACCAGCAGUUGAACCAAAGCAUGGAUACAGGAUCUCCAGCAGAGCUGUCUCCCAGCACUCUCUCUCCAGUUAACCAUAGCCUGGAUUUGCAGCCAGUCACUUACUCGGAGCCCGCAUUCUGGUGUUCUAUAGCGUAUUACGAAUUGAAUCAAAGAGUGGGAGAAACCUUCCAUGCAUCACAACCUUCCCUGACUGUGGAUGGCUUCACAGACCCAUCCAAUUCGGAACGGUUUUGUCUAGGUCUGCUUUCCAACGUCAACAGGAAUGCAACAGUGGAAAUGACAAGACGACACAUAGGGAGGGGAGUGCGUCUCUAUUACAUCGGCGGAGAAGUGUUUGCCGAGUGCCUCAGUGAUAGCGCGAUUUUUGUUCAGAGCCCCAACUGUAAUCAAAGAUAUGGCUGGCAUCCUGCAACCGUCUGCAAAAUCCCACCAGGAUGCAAUCUAAAAAUCUUUAAUAACCAAGAGUUUGCUGCUCUUCUGGCUCAGUCUGUGAAUCAGGGUUUUGAAGCAGUUUAUCAGCUUACCAGAAUGUGUACCAUCAGGAUGAGUUUUGUUAAAGGAUGGGGAGCUGAGUAUAGGCGGCAGACCGUAACAAGCACUCCUUGCUGGAUUGAACUUCAUCUGAACGGACCUCUACAAUGGCUGGACAAAGUAUUGACUCAGAUGGGCUCCCCUUCAGUACGCUGCUCCAGCAUGUCGUAAAACUCCUUCCUCUGCUACCAGUGGGCUAAAUACCAAGGCCCAUCAACAGACUUCCUAGAAGAGCUCGUCUGUCGUAGUAUUUGUGUGUAGUCUCUAUGAACUGUUUACUAUCAAAAAAAAAAAAAAAAAAAAAAAAAAAAAAAAAAAAAAACAAAAAACAAAAAACUUUUUUUUAAAAAAAGAAAAACAGCACUUGAGGUCUCAUCAAUUAAAGCACCUUGUGGAUUCUGUUUCCUAUACUCUGAUACUAGAUGAAAACUUAGUGUAUAGAAAUGCCUUCUUCAGAGAGAAGAAGGAACAGCUCUAAAGACUCUUAAUGGUGUUUUUACUGGGUAUAUAAUUGAGUGUCCUAAUGGUUUAUCAAUAACAUGAAUAGCUAAGUAUACGUACAGGUAAUGUAUCAUGAUUCAGAUAUCACAGUAUUGUGCUGUUCUACAUUUUAGUUCCCAUAAUAAGAUGCUUGGUUUGUUUUUAGAUUGAGGCAAAUCUCAUAAAAUUCCAAGACUCGACUCCUUUAUUCUUUUAUAUUUUUUUAUAUAAGCAAGUUUUCAAGUUGUCCUAAACAUAAAAAGCAGACUUUCCUUGUAGAAAAGCUUAACUUUUUGCUGCCUUCUUAAUGAUAAAGAGAAUCCCUCCCUUGGAAGGGAAAGAAAUGUCUGAGAUUUAUCUGAAAUCUCAAGACAAUUUAUAUAUUCUUAAUGGGGCCUAAAAUGAAUCUCUGUACUCUAAAUUCUGAGUAUCCAUUACACUGGGAGUCUACUUUUCCCUACUCAUCUGAGCUGAUGCAUCUGUUGCUAGCAGUAUUGCUGGCACUGUAUUACUAAGGACUGUUUUGUACCUUGGAUCACUGAAGUCAGUGCUUUUCUCAUAGAGUGAGAGCUGACCAUAGCAUUAGGUACUGGAUUAAAUACAUAAGGGUAUUGACUUACCCCUUACAUCUGUAUGCUUUAAAAAAAAACAGAUGUUACUAAAAAUCUUGGGGUUUUUUUUGUUUUUCUUGUUGUUUUUUUUUUGAGCCAAACACCUUGAAAAAUCCUUUCCCAGGGUAAACUAGACUCUUUCUUAUAGGUUUUAAAUAGAUGCAGCUUCUUAAGAUGUUUCAGUAACAGAAUUUAAAUCUCUGAUCUGAGUGGCUUUGUACAGCUUACUGACAUACCAGAUCAUACUCAUUCAUUAUGUCAUAAUGGGCCUUGUUAUUAAAAGUAGUUGCUUCUGCAAAACCUUUAGGGUAGUGGUUGCUGAGGUAUGACCAGCGAAGGAGGACUUCUAGGUUCUUCACAACCGUGCAUGUUAUUGUGAACCCUUGGACACUACAACUGCACCAUAUUAAAAAUAUCCUGAAAUAUAUUCUACAGAUAAGGCUGGGUUGGGGAAGGGUUGGGAAACUGUAUAGAAGGGUUAUUCUGACUUGAAAAAUAUACAUCUUACUAACAAUUUUGUGAUCUAGCUGUCUGUCAUUCUUCUGUUAUUGUGGCAGUAGCAGGAUUGCCUUUGUCUGUUCUUUCCCAUUGUUUCACACAUUACACUAGCCCUGUACUUUGUAAGUGCAGCUAGUGAUAACAUGGAGAACAAAAACGUGGCCAGUGUUACAGCAUUUAAUUGGUUGACUGAAUUGAGGGUAGUCGUGGAUAUUUUCAUGCCGUAAUGACUAGGACAUAGAAGCAAUACCAAAAAAUAAAGCCUUGAAAGAAAAAGAGAGCCAGCCACCUUUUAAAAAUUGGCGAAGCAGUUACCAGUUUGUGCUAGUUUUACCAGUAGACUAAUGUAUUGGUAGAACUUGUGAACCUAAGAAAUAAGCUUCAUGAGUGUUGCAUUUGCCUAAUACGUGAAUACACUAAUAAAAGUUUUAAUUCUCA
This is a messenger RNA of Gallus gallus (chicken), 9019 nucleotides long. It is a transcript of the gene SMAD2, whose product is annotated as SMAD family member 2. Bases 5760 to 7163 code for a protein of 467 amino acids. Gene Ontology annotation, molecular function: DNA-binding transcription factor activity, RNA polymerase II-specific; I-SMAD binding; RNA polymerase II cis-regulatory region sequence-specific DNA binding. NCBI's taxonomy places the organism in Eukaryota, Metazoa, Chordata, Aves, Galliformes, Phasianidae. The transcript has 11 exons. Gene Ontology annotation, biological process: anatomical structure morphogenesis; BMP signaling pathway; cell differentiation. Gene Ontology annotation, cellular component: heteromeric SMAD protein complex. The record is from RefSeq and is a predicted model, not a curated record.